GCGUGGACACACUUGGAGAUGUCUCGGCAGCAUUACGCACGACGACACGAUACACGCUAGAGCCUCCGUUAGAAGGACAGGACACUUUCAAUGCGUAACCGGACUAAGUCUUAACUUUUGUCUCGGAAAGCCCUUUAUUUCCAGGCUCCUCAUCACGUCUUUCUGAUAUUUUCCUGCCGGCGGCUGAAACUCGGAUCCCCCUUUAACAACAACAGCAGUAUUGGGUCUGGAUGACUUUCCUCCUCGUGUCCUCGGGUCACUGUGACUGUAGUGGAUUGGAAACGAUGUAAACAGUUUGGGGAGGAAACAAACUCCGCAGAGCAACAGUUUCUUUUCCAGAGAUCCCAAAAAGAGAGGAUGAUCCCACCGGCCAACAUGAUUCAGGACGAAAGUGGGGGCAACGAGGAAGAUCAGGACCAGAUUGAGACACCAACCCCGACAACGGACUCCAGCCAGCAGGAAACCAAGAAUACUGUGAGGCCUGAACAUCAGAAGCGCAAGCUGCAGAGACUAAAACGCUCCUUGUCCUUCAAGACCAAGACCAUGCGCAGCAAGAGCGCGGACAACUUCUUCAGAAACAGCAACGACAACAAGACGGAGCUGCUCUCAGACGUGAGCAGCAGCACGGGACAUCUCUGCAACAUGGCCCCGCCGCACACCACCCACCUGCCCAUCCCCCCCGUCCCUCCAGCCAUCCCCUCCGCUCCCCCCCCCAACUCACAGUCCCAGAUACGCAACCCGCUGCAGGUAGACUCGGCAGGACACUGCUUCAUGGAGCACAUCUUCAAGAAGCCCACGUUCUGUGACGUCUGCAACCACAUGAUCGUAGGUACAACAGCCAAGCAUGUGGUGUUCCUGGCGGGAAACACAGCAAAGCACGGCCUCCGCUGCAAAGCCUGCAAGAUGAGCCUCCACCACAAGUGUGAAAACGGAGUGGGACAGCAGCGCUGCAUGGGCAAACUGCCAAAAGGCUUUCGGCGGUACUACAGCUCUCCAUUACUGAUCCAGGAACAGUAUGGCUGCAUCAAAGAAGUCAUGCCCAUCGCCUGUGGAAACAAAGUGGACCCUGUGUACGAGGCCUUGAGGUUUGGCACGUCGCUGGCACAAAAAGCCAAGAGGCCCAGUGGCUCUGAGUCUCCUCAAAGAAACUCGACCAGUGACUUGGAUAAUGUUCCAGAGGAAGUGGUGGCUCACAGCAGCAGGCAGGAGCUGUCGAGAAAACACAGCGAUGAUGUUUUCACAGUAAUCGAGAACGGAAAUGAGCAUUACCUCCAGCCAGAGAGAAGUCCUGACGACUUGCCGUUGGAGCAGAUCCACCUACAACAAGAUGUCCUUAAGCUCAACACCUAUGUGGCCUUGUUCAGCUUUACUCCCCAAGACAGCCAUGACCUGGAGAUGAGCGCAGGAGACAGAAUCUUAGUGGCUGACGACUCGAAUGAUGACUGGUGGAAGGGGGUUAUUGAGGACAGGAUCGGUUACUUCCCGGCGGCCUAUGUUCAUCAGGCUGGGAUUGAGGACCAAGUGUUCAGGUGUAACAGGACGUUCAUCGGCUGUAAGGAACAAGGACAGAUCACCUUAAAGGAGGGACAGAUCUGUGUGAGCAGUGAGGGCGAACACAGCGGCUUCAUCAGAGUGGCGAGUGGAAAGAAGAGAGGCUUCGUGCCCUACGAUGUUCUGGAAAUCAUAUGAGACAAGCACUCGGAGACAGAAAGAGAGAGACUGAGACAACCAAGAGGAGGAGGAAACUAAAACUGCCAAAUGGCUCAGAGAAACCAGGGAGAGACUUUGCCUCGUCAGACGUUUUGAUGUUAAAGUGAUACUGGUUUUGUGAAUGAAGACUCUGCUUUGUUGUGGGUCAGAGUCUCCGUACCUUCUUCCCUCUAACACAGAGCUAGAUGCUAAAGUAGACAUUAUAGUGUGUUUGCUAAACAGAAGCCCUCUGUUUCACUGGAUUUGAUUUAAUUUAUAAAGCUGAUUGAAGUGUUUCUGUUCCCCUUAGUUUGAUUUUGCCACAAACGGUUUGUUUUUAAAAAUGGAAACUCCCGUCUGGCUGUUUAAGCCAAAGAAAAGGAAACAAACACAAAGCACAUCCAAUGGCAUUCCUCUUACAAAUAGUUUAGUUUCUCAUGCUUUGACAUCAUGUUGCGGGCAAAAGUUUAGCUUUUAAUCCAAGGAUUUGAAGUUUGUAAUAAAUGGCUGAUUAUUUUGGAUGACAAAAUGCCAGAUGUCAGAAGGCAAUGGAAAAUUGUAUCACAGUAAACCUACUUCGGAAUCUUUUUUUUCAACUUGCCAUAUAACUUCCAAACUACAGUGACAGUCCUAAGGUAGAAGGUGAUUCACAACAAAGAGAUUUGAGAGUAUUUUCAGAGGAAUUUGUCACAAUCAAAGACUUCAGAAAUGCUCAGUGGUCUUUUCAAAAUAUCGCCCUCAUAUUCCCCAGAUUUCAAAUGUCUGACUCAUUGCAUUUCCUGAAUUACUCAAUGGUGACGGUAAUAUGCAUUUUUUAUUUAUCGUUAAAAUCAGAACCCUUAUUUAAAAUCUGUGUUCCACUAGAAAACAAACUUGUUAUUUACGAAUGUUUACCUUUUAAAUUGUUUCCAUGCUUUGGGAUCCAUUUGACUGAUCUUUUAAGGCUUGUCUUUAAUUAAAUUAUUUCUCUUUUUGGUGAUUCUGAGAGGUGUUACAUCAUAGUAGAUAUAGUAUAUCUCUUAAAGGUUGUUCUGCACUAAAACGUGGCUUUAUUGAAUAUCCUGUAAAUACUGUACAUACAAAAUAAAAAAAUAUUCUUUAUCACAACAAACCAAAA
Molecule: messenger RNA, 2806 nt
Organism: Trematomus bernacchii (emerald rockcod)
Lineage: Eukaryota; Metazoa; Chordata; Actinopteri; Perciformes; Nototheniidae
Gene: stac
Product: SH3 and cysteine rich domain
Biological process (GO): positive regulation of voltage-gated calcium channel activity; positive regulation of protein localization to plasma membrane; skeletal muscle contraction
Cellular component (GO): extrinsic component of cytoplasmic side of plasma membrane
Molecular function (GO): transmembrane transporter binding
Source: RefSeq, a predicted model, not a curated record